Molecule: messenger RNA, 1191 nt
Organism: Leptonychotes weddellii (Weddell seal)
Lineage: Eukaryota; Metazoa; Chordata; Mammalia; Carnivora; Phocidae
Source: RefSeq, a predicted model, not a curated record
AUGCCUUCCCUCUUUAAGCGUUUGUCCUUUGUUACUUACAGGCGGAGAUUGCACAGGCUGGGCGUGUCGAAGGUUACCCAAGUGGAUUUCCUGCCCAGGGAAGUCGUGUCCUACUCCAAGGAGACCCAGACUCCUCUAGCUACACAUCAGUCUGAAGAGGAUGAGGAAGAUGAGGAAAUGGUAGAACCUAAAGUUGGCCACGAUUCAGAACUGGAAAAUCAAGACCAAAAACAGGAGGUGAAGGAAGCCCCUCCACGAGAGCUGACCGAGGAAGAAAAACAGCAGAUCCUUCAUUCAGAGGAAUUCCUCAUCUUUUUUGAUCGGACAAUCCGGGUGAUUGAAAGAGCACUGGCAGAAGACUCUGACAUCUUCUUUGACUAUAGUGGUCGAGAGUUAGAGGAAAAAGAUGGGGAUGUCCAGGCGGGAGCCAACCUUUCUUUCAAUCGUCAGUUCUACGAUGAGCAUUGGUCCAAGCAUCGAGUAGUCACUUGUAUGGACUGGUCUCUCCAGUACCCUGAGCUGAUGGUCGCUUCCUACAACAACAACGAGGAUGCUCCCCAUGAACCAGAUGGAGUGGCCUUGGUUUGGAACAUGAAGUUUAAGAAAACCACACCAGAAUAUGUCUUCCACUGCCAGUCCUCUGUGAUGUCUGUGUGCUUCGCUCGUUUCCAUCCCAACUUGGUGGUUGGUGGGACUUACUCGGGCCAGAUUGUCCUGUGGGAUAAUCGCAGUCAUCGAAGGACGCCAGUGCAGAGGACACCCUUGUCAGCUGCUGCCCACACCCAUCCCGUGUACUGUGUAAAUGUUGUGGGGACUCAGAACGCUCAUAACCUCAUCACUGUCUCUACUGAUGGUAAGAUGUGUUCCUGGAGCCUGGACAUGCUCUCAACUCCACAGGAGAGCAUGGAGCUGGUGUACAAUAAGUCCAAGCCUGUGGCUGUUACCGGAAUGGCUUUCCCGACGGGAGACGUCAAUAACUUCGUGGUUGGCAGUGAGGAGGGUACUGUCUACACGGCCUGUCGUCAUGGAAGCAAAGCCGGUAUCGGGGAGGUCUUCGAAGGUCACCAGGGCCCAGUGACUGGAAUUAACUGCCACAUGGCCGUGGGCCCAAUCGACUUUUCACACCUGUUUGUCACGUCGUCAUUUGACUGGACCGUCAAACUGUGGACCACAAAGGUACGAAGGUCUUGA